CAUAUUGUUCAAGCAAAAAUCAUCUUUUUUUUGUUCAGGACUUUUGUCCAAGUGUGCUUACUCUACACCUCCGAAGUGGCGUCUGGGAUUGCAGUUCAACAGGACUGCAGAGUAGUGUAGGAUAAUGAAGCAGGACUCCAACCUCCACAAAGCAAAGCGCGUCAGGUGUCCAUCGCAGCGCUCACUGGCAGGGGUAGAAAAGCGCUGAUCUAACAUCCAAGUGGAUACAGCAUUAAUGCUCUUUUCUGAGCUUAUACAUUUGUGCUUUUUUAUUCAGGUCAUCCUCUUAGCAACGCUGUGACUCUCACCAACGAACACUGCUCCCAAUGUUUACUUCUACAGCAUGUCCUCUCAAGCCAGGGAAAAGUAAUGUUUUGUUUUGCAGACAAUAAUUGUGUUAUGCGUGUGUUGAAGAGCCACUAUGUUUGCACGGCAUGUAUUCAAAUUGCUGUACGGAUAAUACAAUAGACAUUACAGUUUGCGCACUUGGGCAGCUUCCUCUCUCGGGCAGCGAGCUGUUGUCGACAAUUUGAGAUCUUCUCCAGCUCCAUGAUGGCGAUGUUUCGGAGCUUUGUCUCAGCGAGCACCCAGCUCCGCCAGCAGCAGCAUCCCACCAGCGGCACAGGCUCUCUGUCUGCCCCGGCGGAGGGCAUCGAGAGCCAGUUCUCUUGUCCGAUCUGCCUGGAGGUCUACCAUAAACCCGUCAGCAUCGCCAGCUGCACUCACACGUUCUGUGGAGAGUGUCUGCAGCCAUGUCUUCAAGUGACCUCGCCCCUCUGCCCUCUCUGUCGUGUUCCCUUCGACCCCAAGAAAGUGGAUCGCUCUUCCAGUGUUGAAAAGCAGCUGGCCUCUUACAAAGCACCCUGCAGGGGUUGUAGCAAGAAGGUGUCUCUGAUAAAGAUGAGGUCUCACAUUGCCUCUUGUUCUAAAGUACAAGAGCAGAUAGCCAACUGUCCUAAGUUUGUUCCUGUUGUACCCACCUCUCAACCUAUACCAAGCAAUAUUCCGAACCGGUCAACAUUUGUGUGCCCGUUUUGUGGGGCAAGACACCUGGACCAGCAGGAACUGGUGAAGCACUGUAUGGAAAACCACCGUAAUGACCCUAAUAAAGUGGUGUGUCCAGUGUGUUCCGCCAUGCCAUGGGGAGACCCUAGCUAUAAGAGCUCAAAUUUCCUCCAUCAUCUCCUCCACAGACACAAGUUCUCUUAUGAUACCUUUGUUGACUACAGCAUCGACGAGGAGGCAGCACUGCAGGCAGCUCUGGCCCUAUCACUGGCUGAAAACUGACAACAGUCAAACCAUCACCAUCCUCUCACUGUCAACUCAAAGUCCACCGUUACUGCACUGCUGCUGCUCCUCCAUGGCUCCGAAGGUAACUUCCAGCCAACAGACUUUUACCUGACCCAACCAGGUCCACACUCCCCACAGAAAGCCACACCACAAAGUUCAAGCAGCUUCAGAUGUGGUGAUAACGUUGCUUCCUUUUGAUGACCAGGAUGUUUGUCCUGGUGUAGCAGAGCAGCAAGUUUUCUAUGCUACAAAACAAAGGCAGUUUGGAAAGAGCGUCUUUGGAUAUCUGGAUUUGAGGAAAUAAUACCUCCAGCGGGUUUGGAAGUGAACCAUAUCAAAAGAAGUUAAGUUGUUUGGACCAACCUUCACAUAACCUAUCACACAAUGACCUUAAAGAACCCCAAGCUUAGAAACUGUAUAUUCACUCACAGCUUUCCUCCAGACCUCCGCAGCAUGAAGGGCUACCUCCAUGUUAAUACUGUCUCACCUUUGAGCAUAAAAAAGUCAAAGCCUGCUGAUUCUAAAACCGUCAUCAGUGGUUCAGGUCUCUGACCACAGACACAUGUCAAGAUGUCCUGAGUGCUGGUGUUCACUGUUUAGUCUGAGACAUUGUGCGCUGGAUCAGGUUUGAACAAUCAAAUACAGUACCGAGCCUGCAAGAGCAAAUGAGACAGCAUUCCAGAAAGAUAUAGAGAAAAGUCCAGUAGAAAACACAGUGUGUCAAUAGCCCUCCUGUUUUUGAGUUGGUAUUUUGUACAUAUCUGUACUGGUUUUAAAAUAAGCAUAGGCUUAUUCACCAGAUUCACAACAGAAGAGUUUAUCCUGUUGCUUUGCAUAAAAGAAAAAGAAAGUCUGAAACCCAUGAUCUGGAAGGGGCGGACAGUCUGAACUGAGGACACACGGGCUAACAGUUUUCCUGUAUUAAUACAUUCAAAAAGAUGUAUCACAGAUUAUUAGCUAAAGCCAGAAAGUAUGUAAAUCUCAUAUAUUUUAAGAUAAAUGUGAAAAAUGGUCUUGAGGUAUAAAACAAAAAGUAAAGUAUUCUAGCUGUUGGUGUAUGAAACCCGACCUUCAAUGGUCUAAAUAGAAAAAAUAAUGUCAUCCCUUUAUAUUUGAAGAUUUUGUAUUUAUUUAUUUUCUACUUACUGUUCAUUUCUAUGCACACUAUAUUACAUUUGUUUAAUAAACCACUAAAGAAGAGAUAUUCUCAUUCUAAGAUUAUAACCUACCCAGUGUAGUAUUCUUAAUGAGCCCAACUUUUCCGUCCUAUUCCAGCCAGCUUUGCUGUAGCACAUCACUUUGAGACUGAAGGCCUUUCUCUGGCUCUCACUCCAAAAUUACAAAUAUUUAACAUUUUCUACUGAAAAAACAGAAUUACCACAAGUAAACCACAAAAAGCCAAGGAGAGUUCAUGAUAUACCCGUUCAAAUGAUUGAUGGUCAUGAUUUAUACAACCAAUGUAGAAUGAAUCCACUACAUGUGUUCUGAUAUCAAUAAAAACAUAAAAUGCAAUAUCUUUUUGGCAUGUAUGCCAAUCAAUGCACUGAUCCAUUACCAUCAUUUAGAAAUUCAUUAAAUCAACCUCAAAUUAAUCUAUACGUAUUAAGGCCUACGUGGAUAAACACUAUUUUAGAGCUGCAAGAAUUAGCAUUGUGCUGCCAUCAGAAAGUGAAACAUUAGACAAAGCAGGCAAAAUGUCCAUAACCAGUGUUUUACAAUCAGAAAUGUAAGACUUUUUAAACUUUUAAACAGUUCUCAAACUGGUAAAAUUCAUGAUUCUUGUUAAUAAAAAUGUUUUAUUCGACAACUCAUUGGACCUUGAGCUAUGCUACAAAAUGCUACGCUAAUGCUAAAACGUAUGUUAAAUCUAACGUGAGAUAACAAGAACUUCACUUUGCCGUGAACUGAGUCUUGGCCAUGCUAAAUUAUUCACAUUCAUUCACAUGCAUCAAACUAGCACUGAGGGCUUCAGCUCAUUCUCAGUGUUCAUGUUGUUUUCACACUCUGUCUUGUCCUUCAGCCGGCCCUCCUAUAUCACACUUUCUUUAACCCCAACUUCAAUGCACACUUCAAACCCUGAUUUCUGUGGCUUCUUAAAAUCUCAGUGAUUUGCCUGAAGGCUCACACACACAAGCUUAAGAUAUAAAGGCUUGAAGUCAUUUUAGAAUGAUAUGAGCUUCACUUGAGAACAUUGAUGGUAGUGGGUAAGGUCAGACUCUGAGACAUUAUGGUCAGUCUUGAUUUCAGAUGAAACUGACAGGUUGUUAAAGCUGACAGUAUGAGAACCACUGAUCAGCCUGAUCAUGUUUUCUAUAAUAUAGAGUUAUUGUUGUUCAAGCGGAUAUGACAAAUUCAUUCCACUUCUUUCUGUCUUUGUCAGCAGACUGUUCCAGUUAAGGUAUUUUAAUGUCCUGAUUGAAUUCAACAACAGCUGGACUCAUGGGUUGAAUUAUCCCAAGAGCCAAACAUGGAAACACUGAAGCUACUAGAGCUGAUAGAGACAGACAGCCAGAUAAGAUCCAAAUCAGUGGGGAAAGCUGGGUGUGAGACUGAUUCUGUUUCCUGGGAUGUUAAGAAGAUAAACAAUGUUUAUAUAUCAUGACUCUGACAUAGCAACAUCAAAAGAUGUCUUCACACCUGAUAAGCCCAGCUGAAGCUUAUCCAUAACUGUCCAUUCCAGCUUCACUGAACGCUUCACAGAGAGAGACCAAAAGAUGAACCAGAUCAAACUGAAAUCAUAAAAGAAGGAUCAUUUUUUCAAUGUGCUUAAUAACAGACAUCCCAUCCACUUUCACUCCUAAUGCAAAGCCACACAGCUCCUAUUUUUUAUUGAUGUGAAUAUUUGCACUUAUAGGAAAUGUUUCUACCAGAUUGAUCUGUAGAUAUAAGUUGGAAAUAAAUCACUAAGGAUGGAGGUGUAUUGAGGUCUGACCUCAAUGUUACCAUUAUUCGCUUUUCAGCUGCCGUUACAAGAAAUAUUUUUAUGAGCCAAGCAGAGUAAUAAACAUAUAUUUUUGGGAAAAUAUUUCUGUUCAAACCACUAGACUAUCAGAUAUUGAUCCAGUCUUUGUCUGCAGCUGUGUCGAAGGGAACUGUCUCAACCCAGAAGUCUGAGUAGUGUAACCAUUAGAUGGCAGUCUUUCUCCAGAUACUCGGGUCACACUGACACACGAGGUCAUGUUCUGUGUGGAGGCAGUUUGAGGAGAAAUCAGAGGUGUUACUAAGGUAAUGUUAUCUUAAAAUAAUACAGGAGUCUGUUGCACUUUAUUUCUUUCAGCUUAACUCAUUGAUUGCGUCACAGUAAAAUUGUAAAUUCUAUUUGUGUAAUCUUGAAUUUUUCAAUUCAGUUUCAUUGUUUUUUUUUUAAUUUGUAAAAGAAAAACAUGAAAAGUGUCAGGGGUAAAAAAUGAUUUGAUUGAGUUAUAAGUUAUUAGUUCUGUUUGUGUUUCAAAACAUUCAAAUAUUUGUUAACUUAUUGUUUUAAUGGGCAGCAUGUGCAAUUUGUUUCCUCCAUUAAUGUUUCUGUGGUUAAAUUAAAAGGAAUCUACUGAGGAUGCUUUUAAUGCAACACCAGAAAAAGAAAACAGGUGAAGAAUCCAUGCCACAGAAAGUUAAGAUAUUCUAACCAUGAAUUCACAUCAUUGUGUGAUGAGCAGAACAAAGUUGAAUAAGUGUUUCAGGACAUCAGCUGAGGAUCAUGGCAGGUCUAUGAUUGCACAGUUGGUCAUUUGAGGCCUCCAAACACUUGGACCCAACCAAAACAUUUGUUUUCAAAUGUGUUUUUUAAUUACCUUUAACAACAAGCAUAUAUAUAUAUACUGUAUAUGAGUGAUACAUCUUUGUUUGAUUAUCUGGCAUCUUAGUGCCAUGUCAGUGGUUUUGGAAAGAAGUUUUGCUCUUGUAUUCAGAAUUCAAACUUAGAUAACGAUGUGAAACGACAUCUGAAUAUGGUUAUUAUGGAAUCUUAAAAUGGGUCAAAAUUCAAAAAUGAAAGAAGAAUUGAAUGUGUGUUUGGACUGCACAUUAAGCUGUUUAUUUUCAGUGUGUCAUUGGCAUACAUGGGACUGUUUGCUGUUGUUAGUGUCACUUGUCUACAUUCAGCACAUGAACAGUGAAGAGUUGAAUUUCUUGAUUUUUCCUCAACCUUUGUCAUGUUUCCUCUUCUGUAAAUUGCAUAUCUUUUUUCUAAAUUAAAAAAAGGAAAUCUUUCAUAUAAAAGGAACUUUUUGUAAAAUAUUUGAAUAGAUUUCAAUCCGCCUUCUCCACAUAAACACAAUUUCUUCUUCAGUUUGUUGUUUUGAUAUUUAUUUUAAUGAAGCAAUCUUUUAUAAAUGAUUGUUACCUUCUUACCUCUGUAGCAGAAUCCUUCCUUCUUUUUUUGUUACACGUUGUGUUCUCCGUGUUUACUUGCUUGUUUUUGAACUUCUUGGUUGAACACAUUUUAAGAAAUGUAAAGAAUCUGUGUUCAAUCCUUGUUUUGAAUUGUUACAUUUAAUAUCUCGUGUAAUUGUUACUGCUCAUCACCAAUUAUCUUUAACAGGCAGCCAUUAAGAAGAGCAGAGUGUGUAUGACUGUAGAAUACUGUAGAGGCUUUGUGCAUUGAUAACCAGGACGUUCUUAAACAUAUUUAAUGCUAACAUGGAGGUGUAUGAAAACUGUCUGGCUAAAAAUGGUUCAAAGGACCAGUUCAGAUUUUGGUUCACAUUGUCUGAAACUAAUACUCAAAUGCAAUAUAAAUGUCGAUGAAUCUGGCUUUAGAUUGCAUUUUUGCAUAGAUCAAGGUCUGUUGUAUUGUUAAACCUGGACUACAUGUAGCUAACAGGUUGUCACAGUAUGUUUGGACCAAAUUGAGCUGAGUUCUCUUGAUUGGCAAGACACCAGAAAGCCCAUUCUCAAGAACAGAAAUCACAUUUUAGUUUGAUGUUUUUACCUUUGGUAUUAAGAGUCCUGAGGAAACCUGAACUGCCUAAGUUGGUCUUUAACAAGUUUUACAUAUUAUAGUCCUAAUGAUUUUGUAAUGAUGUCAUCAGGUACAACAGAAGACUUGGGUCUUUUGAAAAUGUGUUAGGUCAAAAUAUGGGAAAGCAUUAAUGUGGGGAUGUUUCAGCCAUGAUGAAAAUCAGUUGUUAAUUCUGUCUGUCUUGAAUCCCCCUUUAUAGAUGUGCAUGUCCACAAUACAUACUUGGAGUAACCUGUAAUUUAAAAUACGACAACCAGCAAAACAGUAAUACAAGAAAAACAAGAAUUCAGAUGUUGAAGGAAGUCUUUUUAGCAAGUGUACAAAAAGAAGAGGAACAGUUAAACAAUGGCCAAAAAUUAACCCCCGAAGAACAGGCUAAAACUGAGAAAAAUAAUAGGUGGGUAAUAUGUUGCUGUUACCAGCAGAAAUGUUCAGAAGAGUAAGAAUGUAAGGCACAUCAAAUGAGCACACUGGCUUAGGAUGAUUGAUUCACUUUUAUCUUUCCCUGUGGUAGUGUUUGUGUUGAAACAGACAAGGUUGAAAGAAACAAGUAUUUGCUAAGACUUGUAAAUGUAAAGUUCACCUUCAGUGUGAAUAAAUAUGCAUUCUCUUUAACAAAGUAAUAACAGUCAAAAGAAGUGCUUGCAGUGACUCUGCUGCUGCUAGAGAUGAGGAUUCUGAUGUCUGGGGUUCUCCAGUUGUUGCACUGCUUGGGGUUUUAUCACGACACUAUGAGGAUGUUUUGUAGCAUUUUUUCUGUUUCCCCCUAAAUAAAAAGAAAAACACGGA
Messenger RNA from Labrus mixtus (cuckoo wrasse), 7039 nucleotides. Its product is annotated as E3 ubiquitin-protein ligase RNF166. The record is from RefSeq and is a predicted model, not a curated record. Gene Ontology annotation, biological process: ubiquitin-dependent protein catabolic process; protein polyubiquitination. The transcript has 6 exons. Gene Ontology annotation, molecular function: ubiquitin protein ligase activity. Lineage: Eukaryota; Metazoa; Chordata; Actinopteri; Labriformes; Labridae. The coding region runs from base 550 to 1287 and encodes 245 amino acids.